AUGACUAACCCUGAUUCCUGCGCCUGGUGCCAACGCUCCCCCGCCAAAGUCGGGCACGCCCUCCAAAAAUGCGGCCGCUGCAAAAUGCUAUACUACUGCCAGAAAGUGUGCCAGGAGGCCGACUGGAAGCACCACAAAGAGGAAUGCCGGAUCAUCUCGCAAACGGGCACCAUACCUCCGAACGCAUUCAUGCGGGCUCUGAUCACGUCUCUCAAGCCGGCGCUGGUCGACGAAGUCAACGCCAGCAGCGUAGACACGAUCACCUACCUCAAGACAUCUAUCACAAAGCUUCAAGAUAUUUCGAUCUCGGGGCCAUUCUAUCCCCUCGACGCCAUCGUGGAGCAGAUCAAGGGCCGUCUCACUGAAGAAGUCUGCUUCACGGGACUGGCGAACUUCGAGAAAGACCUUGGUACCUCGGGUAUUGCGUCUCUUCAGGAGAUCAAGGUUGCUUUGCCAGAGGGCCUACAUAUGACCAUUGAGGUCUGUCGCAUGAAGAAUCCCGAGGUGGCUGCCUUUCUACGCCGUUCUCCGCCUAACGCGCCACGACCUGUCUACACGGUUUGUGCGCAUAUCCCCGAUCCUACGCUGCCCGAUUUGUCUCCCCAACAUUGGGGGGGAAGCUUCAUGCCUCUCUUUGAUGCUGAAGUUCUGGGCACGUUUCUCGAGAAGAAGGCUGCAAACGAGUGCGGUCGCGAGGUGGUGAAGAAGUGGAAGGAAUCAGAGCCUGGGCGGAAAGGCGUAUAUACCAUUGGUCAGGAUGGUAUGAUGGCAGGCCGUCUGAUUGUUCCGGACGGUCGCACCUACCAGAUUGUAUCUGUCAGAAUGGAUGAUGGGCGCAAGAAGUAUAGUGACGGGAGGACCGGGUGCUGAAGUUGCAGGGCUGGGUUCCUCAUGGAUGGGUAGUUGAGUCCGGUCAGGUGUUGAUGCGAAGUAACGGAAAUCUAUGAUGGUAUCGAGGAGUAACAGACUUCGCUUAUACGCGCGUGGAGGCCAUUGGAGAUGAGAGAAAAAAAA
Trematosphaeria pertusa is the source of this 1014-nucleotide messenger RNA. RefSeq lists its product as uncharacterized. Lineage: Eukaryota; Fungi; Ascomycota; Dothideomycetes; Pleosporales; Trematosphaeriaceae. The coding region runs from base 1 to 870 and encodes 289 amino acids. The transcript has a single exon. The record is from RefSeq and is a predicted model, not a curated record.